Molecule: messenger RNA, 977 nt
Organism: Carassius auratus (goldfish)
Lineage: Eukaryota; Metazoa; Chordata; Actinopteri; Cypriniformes; Cyprinidae
Product: DNA damage-inducible transcript 4 protein-like
Exons: 3
Coding region: 185-853 (222 amino acids)
Biological process (GO): response to hypoxia; apoptotic process; negative regulation of TOR signaling
Cellular component (GO): cytoplasm
Molecular function (GO): 14-3-3 protein binding
Source: RefSeq, a predicted model, not a curated record
AAAGCAUUGCGUCAGUGUUUGCAGAGCUCACUGCGGAUACUUCUAGCUGCUGCACUUAUUCCGCUUCGCACUCGGCUUUGUUGGUCACUGGUCUUUGUUGCGAACUAUUUCAUCUGCGGGAAACUACCGACAAUCCAUCACACCUGAAGAUCUACAGUACUGAAUAUCAUCAUUCUAGGACACAAUGCCAGAGCAGCUGAUUUCCAGCCUUUCAUCUGAAGACUCGAGUCUCUCAUCCACACCAACAUCUGAUGAAUCCUCCAAACGCUUGUCCUGGAGCAGACUGAUGCAGAAACUGCACAGCAGCCAAAGCCUGGACUCAGAUUCAGACAAUCACAGCAGCACAGACGACGCAUCAGAUGCAGGUUCCAUAUCCCAAGCUGAUCUUUCCGAAUCAGACUUGUUUUUUGACCCGACCGAAGAGGCCUUGUGCAAGGAAGUGGUGCAGCUCAUCGCACUUAACCUGACCGAUGCCAAAGACGGCGUCCUGCACUGCUCCAAACUCCUCAUUCCCGAGACGCUCCUGGAGCACAUCGGUCAGGAGCUGGUGCAUCUGUCGGUCAGCGAGCCCUGUGGCCUUCGUGGUGCCCUCGUUGACCUCUGUGUGGAGCAGGAUGCCAGCUGCGAAGCCGUGGGACAAAUCGCAGUCGACCCCUACCUAGUGCCCACCUUCCAGCUCACACUUGUGCUGAGGCUUGACUCCAAGGGCUUCUGGCCGAAAAUCCAGGGGCUCUUCACCGGCAGAUCGCCUUCGUCUCCGGUUGUUAGACGUGCACUUAAACUGAGCACUGGAUUUAGAGUUAUUAAAAGAAAACUGUACAGCUCUGAAGAGCUUUUGAUUGAAGAAUGCUGAGACUGACGUGUCAUGAACUUUUACUAGGGUUUUUAAAUGAAGCUGUUUGGUCUCACGAGAGACUUCUUCAGCUCGCAGGGCAUUUGUAAUGCAGAUGUAGGGUAUAUAUAAAGACUUUGACACG